AUGCAGGAACCCAGCGAAGCCCACGCAGGCAACAUGUUGGCAUCUUCUGCAACAGGGACAACAUUUUUGAUCCUCAUCCAAUUGACAUCUCGGAUUGUCACAUUUGGCUCCAAUCAGCUCAUACUACGCACACUAUCCCCUCUGGUACUCGGGGUCGCCGCCCAACUUGAGCUUUACCAAGUCACAAUUCUAUAUUUUUCCAGAGAAAGUAUACGAAUGGCCAUUCAAAGACAACCAAUGACUGCAGAGCUCUCUGAAACAGGGAGAUCCCUUCCGUACAUGCAAUCGACCGCAUCCCAGUCGGUUGUGAAUGUGUCUUAUUUGAGCCUCUUCCUUGGCGUUCCCUCCACAAUAAUGCUUACCAUACUCUAUCGACAUUUUGCUCCAAUGCAGGCACUGAUACUGCCUUUUUUCGAGGCCGGUGUGAUCAUUACAGGAGUAGCAGCGCUCCUCGAAUUGAGCAUUGAACCAUUUUUUGCGAUAGUUCAGCAACGUAUGUGGUACGAGAAACGAGCCGCAGUGGAAAUGCCAGCAGCAUUCAUCAAGAGCCUUGUGACCUGUUCAGCCUUUCUAUAUGCCUCACAAACGGGUCGGCAGGUUGGCAUCUUACCCUUUGCACUUGGUCACUUGAGCUACUCUCUAACCCUCAUCGGCGGAUACUGCCUAUCCUUGCUCCCUCGUGCAAGUGAGCGAAGAUUCUCAUAUCUCCCUGCCGUCAUUAAACAACAAAGCGACGAUCGUCAGUAUCUAUUGGGUUGUUUCUCUCGACGAUUGACAAUUCUUGCUGCGAGUGUCUUUAUCCAGUCCAUUGUCAAACAUCUUCUGACCCAAGGAGAUUCCAUGAUACUCGCCGCCCUGUCGAGCUUGGAAGACCAAGGUAUUUAUUCCCUGGCAUCAAAUUAUGGUGGCUUGAUUGCACGAGUUAUAUUCCAGCCGCUUGAAGAAAGUAGUCGAAACCUAUUCUCGACACUUCUAAGCCCAGAUAACAGUGGGAAGAGAAAUCCGGCCCAGAUUCGCGUCGCGAAAGGCCAUCUGAUAGAUCUUCUUCGAGCUUACCAACUGUUGUCGAUACUCAUUUUCCCACUAGGUCCAAUCAUGGUGCCGCAAGUGCUUCGUAUCAUAGGAGGUAGUCAAUGGACAUCGCCCUUGGUUGGUGACCUGCUGUCACUGUAUUGCUACUAUAUCCCAUUCUUGGCCUUCAAUGGGAUCACAGAAGCGUUUGUAUCAUCUGCAGCCAACCCAAGAGAGAUUCAAAGGCAAACGGCUUGGAUGGGUGUCUUUUCUGCAUGCUAUGCUCUCGUUUCUUAUCUACUCCUGGAAGUCUGGUCCCUGGGAGGCUAUGGGCUAGUACUUGCCAACAUCGUGAAUAUGCUGGUUCGCACUCUGUGGAGCUACACGUUCAUUCAAUCUUAUCUUCGCCUACAUGGAGAUGAUCUGAGCAUAAUGCAAAUGAGCAUCCAGCCCGCCAGUUAUAUUUUGGGGAUACUUGCCACAGUGGCCAUGGUCACACAGAGACUAUCGGGCCCGGAUCAGGAUAUGAUUCCAGCCGUUGCAUUUAGUUUCUUCUAUGCAUUAUCAAUGUAA
Messenger RNA from Penicillium odoratum, 1584 nucleotides. RefSeq lists its product as uncharacterized. Gene Ontology annotation, cellular component: endoplasmic reticulum membrane. Gene Ontology annotation, biological process: glycolipid translocation; dolichol-linked oligosaccharide biosynthetic process. The transcript has a single exon. Lineage: Eukaryota; Fungi; Ascomycota; Eurotiomycetes; Eurotiales; Aspergillaceae. The record is from RefSeq and is a predicted model, not a curated record. Bases 1 to 1584 code for a protein of 527 amino acids.